AUGCAUGCACCCACAACGGCCCGCAACUCCGCCCCGGGCAAGACCCUGUUGCUGUUCGGGCCCCAGAUACCUCGACUGAUCCCGUCCCAAAUGCUGAAGCUUCGGGCUACCAUUCUACGCGACAGAGUGAACCUUGGUUUCCUAUAUCGCAUAGUUCACAGCCUACCUUCUCUAUGGGAUUCCAUCCAUCAAACAUGUCCAGCCCUUCGGCAACUGCCAGGUAGCCAGAAACUGAACCAAUUGGUGCAUUUCCUGGACACAGGAGAAAUCUUAGGCAUGGAAACUCCAAACAACAUCCUCCUCGUGCCCCUGACGGUGCUGGCUCAUAUGGUUGAGUACCUGCAAACCGCACCUCAACCGACUGACAUCCAAGGCUUUUGUACUGGGUUUCUGACCGCGGCUGCGGUUUCCACCGCGCAAAGCCGAUUGGAACUCGACGACCUGGUCUCCCGCGCCCUUGCACUGGCGGUCUGCAUUGGUGCUGUGAUCGAUCUGGACGAGCUUUCCCAGGUCGACCCCCUUAAUCGGAGCGCCACUUUGUCGGUACAUUGGUCGUCAGAUGCAGAGAGACAACACUUAGAAAGCGUGCUGAAGCGGUUCCCCGAAGCAUAUAUCUCCUGCGUGACAGAUCGAGAUCGGUCUACCGUGACCCUGCCAGUCCAUGACAAAAGCUUGUUUAACGCGCAACUGGUGGGUACUAGCCUCGAAGUGUCAUCCGUCGGGCUUUGUGGUCGAUACCAUCUUCCGGAGCGAAGGGAAGUCGUGGACCAGGUCAAACAACUCUGCAAACAAGAUCCAGCCUUUCAGCUCCCAUCCACGGACAAUCUGGGGUUCCUUCUGCGGUCGACAUCAGAUGGAAAAGUCAUAGGCAGUGGAUUCCUCCACGAUAUCGCAUUGGAAUCGAUCCUUGUCCAGACAUGCCAGUGGUACGCAACGGUGGCGCAGGUCAUGGACGCGCAAUCUGGAGAGACCCUGAAUGUCGUUUCGAUCGGCGGUCCGGGAACAUGUCCUCGAUCCUUGGCCUGGGAACCAACACCAUUUCCAAAUGAGAAUCACCGUUCCAACGGCACUUUUAACGAAUCCGCAGCUCUUUCGUCUGGGGCGGACACCCCUGAUGGUAACGUGGCCGAUUUUCCCGUUACAGCCGCGGGCUCUGUUGCUGUCAUCGGAAUGGCAUGUCGCUUUCCCCAGGCCGCAUCACUGCAGGAAUUCUGGGACUUGAUUGCUUCCGGAAGAAAUGCCGUCGGUCCUCUCCCAGAGAGUCGGUUCAAGUCUGCUCAACUGAAUAGACAACCCAAGGGCCCGUUCUGGGGUAACUUCCUACAGGAGCCCGAUGCCUUCGACCAUCGCUUUUUCAAGAUAUCCAGUCGAGAAGCUGAGUCAAUGGACCCGCAACAGCGACUGCUCCUCCAGGGUCAGUGGAUUAUGAAGCCAGUGGCAUCGCAAGAUGCAACAGCAUUUUCCGCCAUGGGAACUCUCCGAGCAUUUAUCAGCGGCCGAGCUCUCCAAACCAACGAAUGCUCAGUCGCAGUUGCGGGUGGGGUGAAUGUCAUCACUGCCCCGAGUCUCUAUCAGAACCUAGGGGCCGCAUCUUUCCUCAGCCCUACGGGUGCCUCGAAAGUGUUUGAUGCGAAGGGUGAUGGAUAUUGCGUGGCCAUCAAAGACAGUGACCCCAUCAUCGGCGUUAUUGCUGGGUCGGCUGUCAACCAGGGCUCCAAUUGCAGACCCAUCACCGUGCCAGACUCCGACUCCCAAAUUAACUUGUACAGGCAGGCUCUCGCUGCCGGGGAUAUUCACCCAACAGACGUCUCCUACGUGGAGGUACACGGUACAGGCACACCUGUAGGGGAUCCUAUCGAGUGCGAGAGUAUCAGGUAUACCUUUGGGGGCCACGACCGCCCAGAGAAGCUCCUCAUCGGCUCCGUCAAAGAUGUAAUCGGCCAUACCGAAGCGGCGUCGGGUGUGGCUGGCUGCAUCGAGACACUGCUAAUGAUGCAGAACGGGAUUAUUCCCAAGCAGCCCAACUUCAACCAGCUCAAUCCGAAGAUUCCCCACUUGGAGUCCGAUAAAUUGUCCAUUGCGGAUCGUUCACAACCCUGGACGUCCAAGGCUCGGACUGCUCUCGUGAACAACUAUGGAGCUGCAGGUAGUAAUGCGGCCAUCGUAUUGCAGCAGUACUCUCCUACGAGAUCUCAACGGGCACUACUACCCAUGACUACCGUUGAGGAUAUGGAGUAUCCCUUCGUGCUCACAGCCAAGACGUCUGAUAGCCUGCGUGUCUACUCCAGUGCAUUCGUCGCCGAUAUUGCUUGGAAUUUGGCUCGUAAACAGAGCCGAGACCUUGAUUAUAUCCAUACCUCGACGGCUACAAGUCUGUCUAACCUCUCACUCCAGCUUGAGGCUGUUGCCUCUGGUACUCAGGCGCCCACUAAGCUCCCCAAUCCAUCCCCUCCUGUGGUCCUUUGCUUCGGUGGCCAAACGGGGCUUACCGUCAAUAUCUCACAAUACUUACUCGAGCAGUCGCCCGCGAUGCAGCGUCAUCUGGCUCGCUGUGACGAGGUCUGCCAGACCCUGGGAUUGCCCUCGCUGUUCCCAGGUAUCUUUGAUCCUGCGUCCAUCGAAGAUCUGCCAACCUUGCAUGCCCGUUUGUUCUCGGUGCAGUACGCCAGCGCAAAGGCGUGGAUAGAGACCGGACUGCAGGUAGCCUGUAUGCUCGGGCACAGUUUUGGCCAACUGACGGCUCUGUGCGUGGCCAACAGUAUGGACCUUGCCGAUGGCAUCCGCCUUGUCACCGACCUCGAGGGCGUCAAAGAAGAUAUCGACGCCGUGUUGACGAAGGCCAAAGCGCUCGGAGAUUCUGUCCACAUCGACAUAGCGUGCUAUAAUAGUCCCCGAAACAUCGUCCUUACUGGCGGCAUGGAUUCCAUCCAAGCCCUUGAGCCACUCUGCCGCGCGUCAGGUGUCCUGAAGGUGACCCGGCUCAAGAACAGCCAUGCGUAUCAUUCUGCGCUGGCCGAUCCUAUCCUUUCUAGCCUCCGCGCGCUGGCCGAGUCGAUUUCCUGGUGGGAGCCCGCAAUCCCAGUCGAAACAUGCUCCCACGGUCAGAGCUGGUCCAAUGUUGAUGCUGCCAGGAUCGUCCUACACACAAGAGAACCAGUCUAUUUUGCAGAGGCUAUUCAGAGGAUCGCCAAUCGUUAUCCGUCCUGUGUCUGGCUGGAGGCUGGGUCCGCCUCUCCCAUUAUUCCGAUGGUGCAACGAGCUCUGCCCUCUGCUCGUGUCGACGCACUUCUACGCAUUGACCUGAGCGGUCCAGAUGCAUUGAGUACUGUUGCCAGAGCGACUUCGCGCCUCUGGGGCUUGGGUCUCCGGGUAACGUUUUUGGCCUUCCACCCUGCCCAGAACCCUCAAUACCAGUGGGUGAAUCUACCCCCGUAUCAGUUCGCAAGGACAAAACACUGGAUCGACUUCAAGCCUGCCGGUGUCCCUGAGGCUAUGACAAGGUCCGAAGUCUCCAAGCAAACAGGGCUGGUCGAGUUGGUGGAUCAGUACAACGGUACGGCAGUCUUCCAUAUCGAUGUCUCGGAGACCGAGUUCUCUUUGGCUGUCCGCGGCCAUGCGGUGCUCGGCCAAAGCCUGUGCCCAGCGUCCAUGUACUUCGAGCUCGCAAUUCGCGCGGCAAGAGUCUUGGCCGAAAGCAACGGCACCUCUCGCGCUCUUCCCUGCAUUCUAGACUUGAGCAUCGUCUCCCCUCUGGCCCUGAGUCCUCCGGGCCAGCUGACUUUGACAUUAUCCGCUGUCAAAAACAACCCCUCCUGGGAUUUCUCCCUCUAUACGCAGCCCGGCAAGGACCACGGAUCGUCUCAGACAACGGUUCAUGCCCGUGGAACGGUGGCGUUGCAUCAUGAGCAGAGUGCUGCCGCUCGCUUCCAGUCCCUACGCCGACUGCUGGGGCCAUUUCGGUAUGAGCAGAUUGCCGGGGUUUCCGAGGCAGAGCGACUGUCAGGAGACGUGAUCUACAAAGUGUUCGGGCGGGCCGUCAACUAUGCCCCCUACUAUCGUGGUGUUCGCAAUGCGAUUGCCUGCAAUUCCGAGGUGACUGGAGAAAUCCGAAUGCCAGACGAGUGUGUGGUGCCCAGUGGCGCGUCCGACCCGCUCACCAUCGACAACAUCUUGCAGGUUGCCGGUAUCCAUGUUAACUGUCUGGCCAGCUGUAAAGCCGAGGAGGUGUUUGUAUGCACAUCCAUCGGCGAAGGCCUUUGGAGCCGGGAGAUUCUGGAUGGCUCGUAUGGCACUCGGAAUUUGAGAGUCUACUCGAACUCGGAAGCAAAAGGAAAGAACUCCUUGGUGAACGACAUCCUUGCCCUCGACCCUACAACUGGGGAAGUCGUCAUGUUCCUGCUGGGGGCUCGGUUCACGGCGGUGGCACUGAGUUCUCUGCACAGGGCCUUGUCCAAGCUGAACGAUCCAGUCCGAGCCACACCCUCAAGUCAGCCCGACUUCGCUCCACUGCCGGCUUCCAGCCCGCCGAAGCCCAUUUCCACCGAGUGUAUGCAACAGGUGAAUGGGAGGCCCGAUGGCGCGAUUGCUGCAGUAGAUAGCCAGGCUAUUGAACCUAAAGCCAAUUCAGCCGACGCCCUACGGCAGAUGCUGAGUGAUGUACUUGGUAUCACGAUGGCUGACAUCCAGCCCAAGUCCUCCCUCGUGGACCUGGGUGUCGACUCGUUGAUGAUCACUGAGAUUGCCAGCGAAAUUAACAGACACUUCAGUUUGUCGAUCACCGUCGCCGACCUGCAGGAUCUGACGGAUUUUACAUCAUUAUUCCUGCGAUUGAAUCCGAUGCUACCCCACACUUCGCAGCUCCGAGACGCAGACCACUCGGUCAGCUCGGGAGAGAUCAUCGAUGAGAGCAUUGCAAGCAUCAGUAGCCGGUGGUUUUACACCCACCGCGCCGAAUACGAUGAUGACGUACACGAAGCCCAACUCGGUCAUUUCCGCCAACGGGUCUAUCCUCAGCAGGAGCAGCCGGUGGUGGCAUAUGUGACAGAAGCACUUGCCCGUCUCGGUUGCGACCUCAGCUUUAUCGACACCGGGGAGGCGUUGCCUACAGUCUCGUACUUGCCUAAACAUGAGAACGUCAUGAACCAGAUCUUUAAUAUCCUUGAGGACGCUCGACUGGUUGUUCGUGGAAGAGAAGGCCAGUAUCAUCGGACAGACAUGCCUCUAAGCAGAGCCUCGUCAGAAGAUAUUCACGGCCGCAUCAUCCAGGACUUCCCCCAGCACAUCUCCGAGCAUCUGCUCCUCCGCACCACGGGACCUAUCCUGGCCGAUUGUCUCGUCGGCCGUGCUGAUCCGUUGUCACUGCUCUUCCGAGACGUCGAAUCCAAACGGCUUCUCGAGGACGUGUACACCAAUGCACCCAUGUUCAAGGCUGGCACGUUGUUCCUGGCUCGGUUCCUCGGGAGAGGCACUGGCGGCACGACCACCUUCUUGUUGCAGCAGCUGUCGACCGUUCAGAAGCAGGUUGACUACACGUUUAGCGAUCUCUCGCCGUCCCUGGUGGCCGCCGCCAAGAAAAAGUUUGGGCGAUACUCGUUCAUGAAGUAUCGGGUUCUCGAUAUCGAACAUUCACCUCCAGAUGAGCUACUGGGGCAAUACGAUAUCGUCAUCUCCACUAACUGCAUCCAUGCAACCAGAAACCUGGUGCGCUCAUGCUCCCAUAUCCGCCAUAUGCUCCGCCCCGAUGGCAUCUUGUGUCUUCUUGAACUGACACUAAAUUUGUUCUGGUUUGAUCUCGUUUUCGGGCUAUUGGAGGGAUGGUGGCUGUUCGAUGACGGGCGCAAACAUGCCCUGGCCCCAGAGACCCUGUGGCAACAGAAUCUGUCAGAGGCCGGAUAUGGUUGGACCUCCUGGUCUGAAGGGGCGACGGAGGAAUCCAGGAUACUGCGGAUGAUUGUCGCAUCGCCCUCCGCCGAACCUGCGCCUUCGCCACAGCACGCUGCCAUCGCCACUCCCCUGCCAACCCAGGAGACGGUGAUAUUUGCGACAAAGGAUGCGGUGGCCUUGGAGGCGGACAUCUACUAUCCCUCCUCACUACAAAUAGAAAGCAAGUUGCGACCGGCGCCUGACUUCUCAUUCCUCUGUGAUGCAGCGUUGAUGAUUCACGGCGGUGGCCAUGUGAUGCUUUCGCGAAAGGAUGUCCGUCAUCAGCAAACGAAUCUGCUUCUUGAGCUCGGAUUCACCCCUGUCAGCGUCGAUUACCGCCUUUGUCCGGAGGUUACGCUCCAAGAGGGCCCGAUGGCUGAUGUCUGCGAUGCUUUGAGCUGGGCUCGCGCCAGGCUACCGUGUCUGGCUCUGCAGCGACACGAUAUCCAGGUCACCGGUGAUCGGAUUGUGGCGGUUGGGUGGUCUACCGGUGGCCAUUUGGCAUUGAGUCUGGGCUGGACAGCACCUGAAAGAGGUAUCCGGCCCCCAGACGCCAUUCUAGCAUUCUACUGUCCACUGGACUAUGAAGACCCCUUUUGGUCCCAUUCGAAUCUUCCCUAUGGUGAGACUAUAGCUCGGGGUUAUGAUCUCUGGGGAGGAGUCAGGGACGCCCCCAUCACGGCCCACAACCCUCCGCCCUCCAUGUCUGCUGCUGGUGGGUGGAUGGCAAAGAGCGACGCACGUUCCCGAAUUGCACUGCACAUGAAUUGGCACGGCCAAACGGUGCUCAUGCUGGUGCAUGGACUCAACAAAAGAAAGGAUCAGAAGAGUGGUGGUGCCAUUUUGGACCUUCCCUGUCCACGGACAGAGCAGGUUGAAUUCAUCAGCCCGCUCGCUCAUAUUCGGCGAGGAGACUACCGUACGCCGACCUUUAUUGUUCAUCCCAUCCUGGACGACCUUAUUCCAUGGGAGCAGGCUCAGCGUACCUACAUGGAACUCGUGCAAAAGGGCGUUCCUGUUCAUUUGAGACUUGUAUAUAGGGCAAAACAUCUGUUCGAUCUGCAUCCACGUUAUGUGGAUAAUCCUGACGCUCGUCAAGCCGUUAUGGAUGGCUAUUCAUUUCUUGCAUCCUGGGUGGCAGAACACUAG
Molecule: messenger RNA, 7071 nt
Organism: Penicillium cinerascens
Lineage: Eukaryota; Fungi; Ascomycota; Eurotiomycetes; Eurotiales; Aspergillaceae
Exons: 10
Coding region: 1-7071 (2356 amino acids)
Biological process (GO): fatty acid biosynthetic process; secondary metabolite biosynthetic process
Molecular function (GO): hydrolase activity; fatty acid synthase activity; phosphopantetheine binding
Source: RefSeq, a predicted model, not a curated record